CAAGCGAGCGAGCAAGCGAGCGAGCGAGCGCUCACCUUCUCAAUGAGUGUGCGAGCGCGCGUGGAGAUUGCAGCUAUUACGUUGGGAAGGUCCCUGCUGUCUUUUACCUAUCGGCGAGGACCUGCCGCUCCAAACAAACAAAAUGACCCCGAGGCUACUUUUUUGCACAUUGCUGCUUUUUGUCCACGCAGCUCCCGUGUGCCGUGGAUUCAACGUGGACGAGCGUUUCCCGGUGAUCAAAGAGGGGAAAACCAAAGGGAGCUUCUUUGGAUUGUCUGUAGCCAUGCAUGAACAGACGGAGGGCUCCAGGAAAUACCUGCUUCUCGCAGGAGCACCCAAAGAGAAAUCCUUAUCGCUGACAAAUGUCAAUGAAACAGGUGCUGUCUACUCCUGCCCCAUAACUACAGACGCCUCGGAUUGUUCCAGAAUGGACCUGGUCAGCUCGACUGACCCGUCGGAGAUGGUGGAGGGCAUGUGGCUCGGCGUGACCGUGGCCAGCCAGAGAGUCCAGUCGUCCGGACGCGUACUGGCUUGCGGCCAUCGCUACAUCAAGAUCUUCGGAAGUGGCUCAGGGGAGCAGCGGCGGAUGAUCGGAAAGUGCUACGUGAGGAGCAACGACCUGACCUUUGACCCCAAUGACGACUGGCAGACUCACACCUACGAGGUGUGCGACCCCACCUCCGAAAUGAAAGACGAAGGCAUGUGCAACAUGGGCAUCUCGGGCGGCAUGACGGAAGACGAGCUCUACUUGGGCAGCCCGGGUAGCUACUUGUGGCAAGGAAAUGUACAUGUGAUAUGGAGAAAUCCUGAUCCUGCCAAUUCAUGGGACUCCAUCGAAAAAGACUUUGGCUCUCUGAAAAAACAAUAUAAUCUGAAAAAACAAUAUAAACUCUACUAUAUGGGUUAUUCCGUCCUUGAAGAGAAGCGCCUGCUGAGUAUUAACGACUACACAGUGGUGACGGGAUCCCCCAGGUAUGAGUCCAAGGGUUCCGUGGUUCUCGGGGUGAAGACUGACAACAACAUCGAGACGGCGCUCAUCAUCCCUGGUGAACAAGUGGGCUCGUAUUUUGGGAGCAGUCUGGCUGUCGCCGAUCUCAAUAACGACAAUUGGAACGACUUAAUUGUUGGUGCCCCGUUUUACUUUGACCGCAUGAAGGAUGAAGGAGGAGCCGUUUAUAUCUACAUGAAUGAGAAUGGCUCCUUCCAGAACGUUUCUACUAUGGUGCUUAAGGGCCCCGCAUCCUCCGCAUUUGGCAACGCAGUGGCCGCCAUUGGUGACAUCAACCAGGACGGAUUCCAAGACUUUGCCGUGGGAGCUCCAUUCCACGGCACGGGCAAGGUUUAUAUCUGGAUGGGAAGUAAAGAGGGAGUCUCGGCACAACCCAGCCAGGUGAUCGAGGGCAAGUCGGUGGCUGACGGAGGAUUCCAAACGUUUGGCUACUCCAUCAAUGGAGGCAUGGACAUGGAUGACAACAGCUACCCUGACAUUUUGGUGGGCUCCCUGGACGACCGCAUCGCCCUGCUAAGGACUCGGCCUGUCGUCCACUUAACUAAGGACUUCAAUGUGGAGCCAAAGAUUGUGGAUCCUAAUCAGUGCCAAGGGAGUUCACCAUGCAUCGUGGCCACUAUCUGCGUGUCUUUCACCUUAAGUAACGGCAACAGAAACUUCAAGAAAAACAUCGUGGUGAAGUACACAGUGGAGGCCGACAUUGAUAGGAGAAGGAGCCCCCGGGUUCGUUUCCAGGAAAGCGGUGGUGACACGUAUACGGGCCUGUUGACCCUGCCAGACUCACAAAUUCAGUGUCAUGAACUCAGCUUGAAUGUUGUGGCCCCUGUGAGGGACAAACUGGAGCCAGUGGUCUUUUCCCUCAACAUGUCCUUAGAUGAACAAAAACCCAAAACAAGACGCGCCAUUCAGAACCUGGACUCAUUUGCCAUUCUCAGUCAAGGCCAGAAACUCACCCAAAGAAGUGAAAUUAACUUCCAGAAGGAGUGCGGCUCCGACAACAAGUGCACCAGCAACCUGCAGCUGACGGCCCAUUUUGCAGACAAUAAGAAAAACCCCUUUCCACGGAAGGACAAAUCCCAAAUCCUCCAGUUUAACAGCAGUAUGAAGAUAAUAAAGCUGAUUGUGGAGGUGACUAACUUUCCCACAAGAGGGAAGCUAGCUGAGGACGCCCACCAGGCCAUGCUCAACGUCACCAUCCCCGAAGCGCUCAAAUACUCUGCCGUCAGGUCCCAGGAUCAUGUUGAAUGUCACUAUGACGUCACCGUCCUUUGUGAAUUGGGUAAUCCACUCAAAGGCAAGGAAAAGGUAUCACUCGUCUUGUGGUUGGAGACGUUAGGCAUAGAUUUGUACACGCAGGAGAUCCAAAUUCAGCUGCUGCUGUCGACUCUCAGUGAGCAGAACGACCUGUUUCCUGUGCCAGUCAGCCUGCUGAUUGAGAAUACCAUCCUCCCCUCCUUCUCCAUUGCAAAUGCGCUCAUCCAGACUAAAUUUGGCGGCACGGUGAUGGGCGAGUCGGCCAUGGUGAAUAGCAGCAACGUGGGAAGUCUACUGGAGUUCACCUUCAAUGUUAACAUGAGGGGGCUUCCCUUAGGGGACUUGGGGACCCUGGCUGUGGAGUUUGAGUGGCCCUUUGAGGCAUCCAACGGGAAGUGGCUCUUGUACCUGACUCAGAUUACCAUUCAGGCUCAGUCCCAGAGCGAAUGUCGACCGCCUGGAGACGUCAUCAACCCGUUGAACUUAACUUUGUCAGAAAAUGCAACGAAACGCGUCAAAAGGCAGAUUGAGCCGGACGAGCAGACGGUUGAGCCGCAAGCGACCCUCUCGCUGCUCACGCCGCGAAAACAAUCGGACCUGUUGGAAUGCUCCAAGGGCACGGCGAGAUGCGUGACCUUUACGUGUCCUUUGUUGAACAUGACCAACACAGCCGAGAUUCACGUCCGUGCUCGAUUGUGGAACAGCACCAUGCUGGAGGACUUUGCCAAUGCUUUGUGGAUCAAAGUUGUAGGUAAAGCCACACUGAAACUCAUGACGGACACCCCCACCCUGAAAAUGGAAAGGCAGAGCACUCUGUUCACGGUGGAUAUCGAACCGGAGGCUCGGGUGGAGACUCCUGAUGAACUUCCUCUAUGGAUCAUCAUCUCUGCCAUCGUAGCGGGCGUUCUACUUCUAGGAAUCAUCAUUCUUAUACUUUGGAAGUGUGGCUUCUUCCAGAGGGCCAGCAGGAGGGAGAUGUAUGAGGCCAAAGCCCAGAAGGCUGAGAUGAAGAUCCAGCCCUCUGAGACAGAGAGGCUGACUGAGGACUACUGAGACCCACUAUGGGUCCACAACUGCACACACCAGUGGGGCUUUUGGCUUGAAUUCUUCAAGCGAUCCCUCUACUACCGGAUAAUGCCAAAGUACCGCGGGGUGAAACUUCGCAAGGCCGAUCGCUAUCAGUUCAACGGGAGAUUUCAGCCAGAGGAGCUACACCCAAAGUAUUGGGUCACCAACUGGACGGAGACGCAACGUUUCUACUACUGACUGGCACACGGGCCAAAGAACACUGGACCCGGUCUGGAGGAAGUUUGGAUAAAAAAAAAAAAAAAAUCGUGAUUUUGUCAAUUUCUCCGUGCAAUAUAUGGAACAUUCUUGCCUCAGAGAUUGUAAUUGUUUCGUAUUCUUACUGACUGCAGUGUUCCAAAUUGAAUAUUGCCGCUUGUUUUGAUGUUCAGGAUUUGGUGUGGUAGUUUUCUUAUUCUUUUUAUUUCCCCGUGGUGACUUUUUUUUUUUUUUUUCUCACUGAAGCCGUGACUUUUUUUCCCAUGAUUUUAAACACAAUAGUGCCUCGAGAUACAAGCGACCUGAAUGCCACAUCAGACCGAGCGGCGAUACUAAUGUGUUGGAUUCUCUCCAAGGCCUUGACUUGAUGAUUAUUUAUUAUCGUUUUGUGUGAACAUUGCAGAUCACUUUAGGAUGAUCUCACACAGGGAGUCACAACACUGGAUUCCGCAAAGCUCCAUGUUGUGAAGAACCAGACAAUGCUAAAAUGUUUCAUUGACUAUUUGAAUGAACUUAUAGUGUACACUCACUGGGCACUUCUUAUUUUAAUACAAGGGAAAUUAUA
Messenger RNA from Syngnathus typhle (broad-nosed pipefish), 4112 nucleotides. RefSeq names its product integrin, alpha 3b (gene itga3b). Gene Ontology annotation, cellular component: integrin complex; external side of plasma membrane. Gene Ontology annotation, molecular function: integrin binding. Bases 143 to 3316 code for a protein of 1057 amino acids. Lineage: Eukaryota; Metazoa; Chordata; Actinopteri; Syngnathiformes; Syngnathidae. Gene Ontology annotation, biological process: cell adhesion mediated by integrin; leukocyte migration; cell-cell adhesion. The transcript has 26 exons. The record is from RefSeq and is a predicted model, not a curated record.